AUGAAUGAUAAUAGUCCCUAUGGAGGUUAUGAUUUAAACAUUCGGGAAUUUAAACCAGCAGAUAUUGAUGGUGUACGAAGUGUUUGCUUUAAACAUUUUCGUUCUUUAACUUUCCCUUCAGUAUUCUUUUAUAUAACUCAACAUGUCCCAGAUAUUAUUGCUUUAUUAUUAAUAGGAAAGGUAUUUUUAAGUUUUAAACAGCUUUUAUAUUCUUUAGUUUUAUAUAUUAUAUACCUAAUUGGAAGAUCUAGAUGGGAAGUUGAAUCAUAUAUUAGGAAUUGUACAGACUUAAGAAAUGUUCAUGAAAUGUAUAUGAUAUCACCUGGAUAUCACUUUUGGGUUGCAGAAUUAGUAAAAAGACCUUUAAAAAAACGUAGAAGUUUUGCAAAUGAACAAAAUACUACAAAAUCACUUAAUAAAGAAGAAAAUGAUGAUAAACAAACAAUUAAACCUGAAUCAAUUAUUGUUGGUUGUUUAGGUUUAGCUCCUUAUAGAGAUGAUCCUAAAAUAGCACGAUUAUUAAGAUUAGUUGUUGGUGUUGAAAGUAGGAGAAUGAGAAUAGGUACUAGAUUAUUAGCACAAAUGGAAAAUUUUGCUAAAGAAUAUGGUUAUAGAGAAAUACAUUUAUAUACGAAUAAUUUGAGUACUUCACCAAUAAAAUUUAUAGGGCAACAUGGAUAUCAGCUAGUCCAAGUAAUUAGUAGAGGUCUAAUGAGAGGUGAUUUACUUUUAUGGAGAAAAUCAUUUGAACGUAGUGAUGAAUCAUCUAUAAUUGAAAGAAAUAAUAUUGGUGAAAGAUUAGUUUUAGAUUAG
Cryptosporidium muris RN66 is the source of this 813-nucleotide messenger RNA. Its product is annotated as acetyltransferase, GNAT family protein. The transcript has a single exon. Bases 1 to 813 code for a protein of 270 amino acids. Gene Ontology annotation, molecular function: N-acetyltransferase activity. The record is from RefSeq and is a predicted model, not a curated record. Lineage: Eukaryota; Apicomplexa; Conoidasida; Eucoccidiorida; Cryptosporidiidae.